This is a messenger RNA of Cyclocybe aegerita, 2184 nucleotides long. The record is from the annotation of a GenBank genome assembly. Lineage: Eukaryota; Fungi; Basidiomycota; Agaricomycetes; Agaricales; Hemipholiotaceae.
UAUGAAGGGGUGUCUGAAACAGCCCUCGCGCGUGUCGACGCCGCGCCUUGAGGGCGGACGGACACCGUCCCCGCCGUGUCACCACAAGAAGUGCGUCGCCUUUGGGUCAAUCGUCGCAGAAGAGGUGCACAUCGCGGACGAGUGGGACCGCACGCCCACUGAGCCUGCGCGAAAGCUGUCUUACCGAGACCUGCUAGAGCUCAAAGAGAUCCAACGCUCUCUACCACACGCGAACCAGCCCGACGACCUCAUCACAGGCCGCCCCGCACGGCACUUCCUCUCCACCGUGCCCAUACCACUCCUGCCCCUCCUCGCAGAGACGCCCUCCAGCUCCGAAUCCUCCCAGGCCUCCUCCCUCUCUCCCUCGCCACGGUCUUCCAGCCCCACGCUCUCCCCCGCCUCCUCCCCAACCUCCAUACCCACCACCCUCACCACCACCUCCUACCCCUUCCCAUACACCUCCGAGUCCCCAACGCCCACCAUCACGCCCACCUCACCCACCAAAGUCUCGAGCUACUCGACCCUCGCCUCGGACAUCGGCUCGCACCCCCCGUCCCACACGCGCGCGACGUCAUGCUACACCUCGUCGGACAACGAUAACGUCGCGCCCUGGACCGUCAACUUCCAGCGGCGCAAGGCCCCGCCACCGAUCGCCCCCGCCGCGUCGUACGCAUCGUCGUACAGGCCCCCGACGAACCUCGCGCACCUCCUUCCCUCCCGGCCGGCCCCGCAAAGGCCGAAGCCCUCGUUCGCUUUCGUGCCGUUGCUGGACACCCCGCCUGGGUCGGGGGAUGGGUCACCGAUGAGUGGGACAAGGCCGUCGUCGCCGCCCGUGGAGAAGGAAAUCGAGACAGAUACGGACACGGACCAGUCCGAGUCCGUCUCGCUCGACCCGCCGACGCCGUCGCUCACGAACGCGAGUCUGGACAGCAGCCCGCACUCAUGCGCGUCGAGCUGCUCGCCUGAGCCGAGCUUCUUCCAGCUUCCGCCCCCAAAGGCUAAUCCCAACCACCACAACUUCAAUCCCAACCACUUCAAUCCCAACCACUUUAAUAACAAUUUCGGCUCCAGCUUCAAGCCGCACGACCGACACCAGGAGGAAACCCAGCAUCAACACCAAGGCUACGUCUCUGGCUACGGUUCCGGCUAUGGCUACGGUUUUGGAUACGCACCCUCGACCGUGAAGCUGCAAGCUCUGCGCAGCCCAGUACUCGCCCCGCCCUCGCCGCUCAUGCUCAACAGCCCCGUGCCUGUUGCAGCACCGAAGCCGAAGCCGGCAAAGGUGAAGAAGCGCAACUUUAUCGUCGUGAACGAUAUGGAGAUCGAUUUGGACUCGGACUCGGACGACGAUCAGGAUCAGGAUGGGUCGGAGGAGGGAGGGGGAGAGGAGAAGGUGGUUUUCCAGGAGUCCUUAUCGAGGAGUCGAGAUAAAGAUGAGGAGCAGCAGGUUCAAGGCCUGGAUAGGAAGGGUGCCGUCACCCUCACCACCACCAAAGGCGAAGUCGAAAUGGAAAUCGAAGACACGGCCUUGUCAGAACCGAGGCUCGCCCCGUCUUCCUCAUCGUCUUCUUUGAGUCUGACGCCCUCGGCGUCGACGAACGACCUGGUACGAGUAGGGAGCGAGGACCCGGUGAGGCGGUUGGGGAGCGCGUGGUCAGAUCCGAGGUCUUCUUCCUCGUCUUAUUUCUCUUCUUCGUCUUCCAUCUCCAAUACCUCGUCUACCAAAACCGUCCCAAUUGUAACCACACCAACGACAACGGCUGCUCUCGAACCACCAACGACGCCAACCCCAGCCCGGCCGACCGCCCUACCCAUGCUCUCCGCGCUGUCGACGUCCACCGCGUCGAGCGCCUCGCCGCCUAGGACGCCCUCUUCUCCGCCUACGCCUUCGUUGCUCUCCUUGUCCCUCUCCUCUUAUCCUUCCUCCUCACACAACCCCUCAUUUCAGCCAUCCUCGUCGCCUUCAAAGGCGAUGAAACACAGUCAUCACUUCUCGUACGGCCAAGGCCGAUCCACCCCCCCGCCGCAUACGCCGCCGAUUUCACCGCCCAGACCGGCGUCGCACGGACACGGGUUUGGGAGGACGCACUCGCGCUCGCCCCCGCCUGCCACGAGCGUGGGUGUGGGUGGGGGCCCGAAUUUGCAUAUGCCUGUGGUGUUUAAAAGGGGGGCGAGGGCUGCGUA